AUGCUUAGUCAGGUGCAGGACAAGCCCCCAAACUCUGCCUCUUUUCAGAAGCCGAGCAGUGACUGUGUCAGGAAGCUGUCUGCAAGAAAGGCAAAGAAGAAGAAAGCCGUAUUCUGGGGCAUUGAGGUGGCUGAAACCCUCAGGUGGCAUGGCUGGGAACUUGGAAAAGAGAUGAUCAAACACCUGAUCUUGAAAAAUGUUCAUGAGAAAACCCAGAAGCUGAGCUACAGGUGUCCUUCCACGCAGUUCUUCUUCACUGUUUUUCCACAGCCGAUUACUCUGAGCCCUGGCAUCUCCUUAAGUCUGCCCAUCGUUUUUCGGCCCACUGAAAAGAGGGAAUAUGAAGACAGUAUCUGCUUUAAGAAGGCUGAGGGAGAGUUCUCUGUAACCCUCCAUGCUACACUUCCACGUAUCUGUCUGUCCUUCCCAGCUGCUGUCCAGUUGCCCACCUGUGCUGUCCACAAUGUCACGGAGACAACAUUCCCUGUGCGCAACGUUGGCGAUCUUGCUGCUGUGUUUACCUGGGAGACACCAAGCCCUUUCAACAUCAUUCCAGGCUCCUGCAUUCUGGACCCAGGUGCUGAGUGCAUGGUCAAAGUACUCUUCCAACCCAAGGUGGCUAUGAUAUACAAUGUGACAGCAACAUGCUGGCUUGGAGUUGAAGAGAAAAAGAAGAGGACUAUGCAGCUAAAAGCCCUGUCCAAAUACCCAUACCUGCAGGUGAGGGUGAUGGAGGAAAAGUGUGAAGGUGCACGGCCUAGAAAGUUUCAGGAUGUGCUGUGCUUUGGAUCAGUGCCAGUGGGGACCACCGUGGAGAAGUGUGUAGAAAUAUUCAACCUGUCUGUGGUAGAUGCCUCAUGUAGGAUAGAAAGAGCAAAACAUCCUCUGCUUCGAGAUCAUGUUUUCUCCUGUGAUGUGUCCAAAGCUGUUGUCCCUGCCAAUGGGAAGCUGGUCUUGCACAUACAAUUUCAGCCUCAGACUGUAGGAAAGCACAGUACUGACUACUUUACUAUCACAUCUGCUGGACGCCUCCUGCAGGCCGACCUGAAGGUGGUUGGCUCAUGUAAAGGUCCUUUGGUGUUCCUGCACAAAAAUUCUGUGGACUUUGGCUGUAUCAAUCUUGGGGAAAGCUUGAUGCAGACACUGAAAAUCAGCAACAGCUCAGAUGUCCCAGCCUAUUAUCAGUUUGAUAUUGAUGGCAGAGGGAGCGUAUUCUCCUUGGAUCGCCCCUGUGGUGUCUUGGAGGGCACAACAACACUAGUGCUGAAGGUGACCUUUGGACCUACUCACCCCAUCAGCUAUCACCGCAGAGUGGUGUGCCUUGUCCACCAUCAGGAACCUAUGUUUGUGGACUUUUUUGGUACCUGCCAUUCAGACACGGCUAAGCCAGCCAUCCUUCAGGCAAAGCACCUCUCCUGGUACCGAACCAACAUGGUGAGGGAACUGACUUUCUACCCCCCUGAUAUCCUGUACGCAAUGCUGAAGGAUGAGAAAUUACAGAUGGAUGAAAAGGGAGCCCUCAUGCUGCCCCCCAAGAUCCCUCAGGACAAGCGUCCCAAGGAAUACUGUGAAGCCAACUCCAUGACUGAAUAUUUCUACAAUGGUGUGAGCAGUGACCUGGCCUUGUUUCCCCCUCAUGUUAGUGUCAGCCCCAUGGAGUAUGAUUUUGGUUGCUGCGUGCCGCUCCACAAGGUAGAACCACUUCCUCUCUGUGUGACCAACCACACCAAAGGAAAGAUCACUGUUGCCUGGACUCUGAACCAUGGUAGUGCCUUCAGAGUGAGCCCUGAAAUCUGGGAUAUCCCACCUUUGAAAUCUUCAGCCUUCCGUGUCCUUUUCCAGCCCACUCAGCUCAACAGUCUCUAUGCAGCAGAGCUGGAAGGUUUUGCCUUCUACAAGGUGCAGACACACUACAACAACAUUGAGGAGCAUGCCACCAUCUGUCCGUCCUGGUGCCUGACUGUCAGGCUGAGAGCACACACUUAUGAAGCAGAACGGGAGCACUUUCUCCCACAGUAUGUCCUGGAUGUCCCCAAGACUUUUCCUCCUGUGGCUCCUGACAUCGAUACCUACUGCAGCAUGCUGCUCUUGAACACGGGCACCACUCCGAUAACCUUCAGUGUGAACCAAGCUGCCUGUCCCUCUGUUCUGGUCAAGCCCUGCUCAGGACACAUCACUCCAGGAGACCACCAGAUUUUCUUUCUCUCCACUCACCCACUUAACACAGUCUCACAGCAGCAUGUCCUGCCUUUGCAGCUGAACUCUUGGCCUGGAUACACCAAGGUGAUCACUCUCCAGAGUCGUGGGGAGUCCCUUCUUUUGCUCUUAGAGGGUGAUGGAAAUCUAUACUUCAAACCUGUCUAUGUAGGGUCCUCCUAUACACAACUGUAUACCAUAAAAAACUGCACAAGGCUGCCCAUGAAUUUCACAUGGAAGAUCCAUCAGUCUGACAGCAAGAUCCUGUCUGUCAGCCCUGCUACAGGGAUCCUCCAACCCUAUGAAGCCAUGGCUCAGGAGUGGACUUUUACUCCUGACAAGGAGACCAAGUAUCUGCUGCAUGCUAAGGUGUUUGUGAGGAGAAAAAGCCCAGACCCCAUGUUCCCCAAAGGUGUCCAUUAUGUCUUACGGAUUGUUGGAGAAGGGGUGCUGGGCAUCAUCAGGGCACAAAAGGAGCACCUAGACCUUGGAAAUAUUAUUGUUGGUGACCUGCAAAGCUGCAGCAUUGUACUGCUAAAUGAUGGGACCUGUUCUCUAAAGUACAUCCUCAGCGUGGAGCAACUCAUCACUGGGCCUUGUGACCCCGAGGAUGUCCACAGUGAUCCACUGGCUCUAGAGCUGGAACACUCCAGAGGGACAAUCCCUGCAAGGUCAAAAGCUUUGAUCCGAGUAACAGUCAAGCCAGCCCGUCGGCUCCAUUACACCUGGUCAAUCAAAUAUGCUAUUUACACCCCCACAGCUACAGAUCUUGCAAGCACAGAAGAGGAGCAGCAGCCCCUCUGCUGCAUCGAAGCAACAGGGGUCUACCCAACUCUCUGCAUCACAGAUGCCUGUUCAGCAGGGAGUGCCAGAGGUAUCAGCAAGUUGCACCUCUGGAGGCUCUUUUCCUUGGAUGCACUGAAUGAAUACUUGGAGCAAGACCCAACUCCCAGCCAGCUCACUUACAGAGUUCCCACAAGGCACAGCACAUGCUUGAUCCCUCCAGUGUACACCCCUCUCCUGCUGGACUUCAAUUUUGGGGCUGCCCCGAUAGGCUCAGAGCCUGCCCUUGUGAUGCUCCAGCUGGCCAACAAGGGUGUGGUGCUUGUGGAGUGGGCCUUCUUGUUUCCUUCUGAUCAGAAGAUAGACAUGGAGCACUGGGCAGAGGAUGUUGAGUUUAGCCCCCAGGAGCUGCAUCAGAUGAGAAUUCAGGAUAACCAGCUCUUCAGUGUUUCUCCGAAGUCAGGGAAACUUCUUCCAGGACAGGAGGAAUUAGUCCAGCUCUCACACAGACAUGAUUUCAUUGGCACCGAUCACCUCCCUGUCCUGUUGAAGGUUUCCUAUGGCCAGGAGAUUCUGCUGAACUUCAGCAGCGUGACAGUGGAACAGAACCAGCAGUACAUCCAUUUUGCAUCCACCACGCACCUCUUCACACCCAUUGCCAUUGGGACCUCCAAUCCCCCCACACAGAUUUAUGAACUCUACAAUGGCGGCUCUGUUCCUGUCAAGUUUGAGCUUCAGCUGGACAAUGUUGUGAGCAUCAAGGAGGAGAAUUUUCGGCAUUCUGUGUUUGUCUGCCUGACUCCUAGAGGAGAAAUCCCCCCUGGCACAACAGGUCUCGUUGAGUGGAUCUUCUCACCACUGGAAGCCAGAACGUACUCAGUUGAUGUUCCCAUCUACAUCCUGGGGGGUGAAUCAGCUCUGAUCACCUUUCAGGGAGUAGGAUAUGAUCCCAAUAUUGUAGAAGAGACUGCCACAUCCAGAGAAGUUUUGUCUCGUUCGGUCUGUCCAGGUUCUAUGGAGCUAACUGUGCCUGGGCAGGCAGCCACCUUGUCACACCACAGGAUCUGCUUUGGAAAUAUCCCGAACUGUGCCAAAGCCAGUCGACUUGUCUUUCUCAACAAUAUCUUGGAGAGCAAGACUAUUGCAUUCAUCUGGUGGAUAAGUACCUGUAAAGACAAGCGGGUAUUGCAGAUUGCUCCAGAGUCAGGGGUUGUGCAGGCCGGAGAGAGCAUCCCCUGCUUCAUCACAGUGCAGUGUUCAGGGAGUCCUUCCAUCUGGAGCACAGAUCUGGUGUGUGAGGUAUACAUCCAGGAGUCCCUGUUUCAGUAUGAGAGGGAGCUGCAGGAGUGGGAAAAGGAGAAAGAACGACAAGCUGUGGAAUUCACCAUCACAGAGAAGGACCUUGGGACAAAGAAGAAACAAAAGUCACCUGCACGAAGGUCAUCAGAUUCUGCUGAGACAGAAAAUAUUCCUGAAUCCUCAGCUAUGAUCAGGAAAUACAAGACAUUACCCCCUAUUAAAAACCAUCCAACGCCAAAUCUGCCAGCUGGACAUUUACAGAGGAGGCUGCUGAUGGACAAAGAACCCACCUGGGUGUGGGUCAAACCACAGCCUCCCAAGCCCAUCCUCUUACAACUCGGUGUGACAGGCAGGUCGUACUAUGUUGAGGACUUCUUCAGCAACUUCCCCUCAGAGUUCCCCAAAUACUUCUUGUCCCGCCCCUCCAUUGACCUGGGCUUGGAAAGCAGCUAUGUGGAUGAGAGUAGGGUCAGAGACAGGAUGGACAUGGACCCCAGACGGCUGUCCCUGGCUGCUGCUUCCAAGCAGGAGAUGCAGAUAGUGACUGACAUACUCGGAGGUGUCAUCAGAGAUGUCUUGGAGGAUACCCAGUUUCAUGAAGCAGUGAAAAGAUGCCUGGAUGACCCCAUUCCAUAUUUCUCCCAGUUCCAAUGUGCAGAAUCGGCAGAGCUCCAGGACAGGAGACAGCGCUCCACAGUCCCCUCUGGGGUCUCUGCUUUGACAGAUCUUUACCCUGAGAAGGGUGGAGAGAGGAAAGAAAUGAGGCAGGAAACCUCUCCCAACACUGAUUUGCUGGAAUCUUGGGACAUUUCCUCCUACGAGCAGUUGAGGGAGAAGAAGAAGAUGCUGAGGAGGCAGCCGGCCUUUGGGAACCUGGUGGAUGAGGUGCUGGAAGACACACUGCAGAAUAUCCUGAUGGAAGCCAGCAGUGGGGAGCUGGUGCUGACAGCUCGGGCCAGGGUCACUCCUCUACCCCGCCGCCAUUCCCAAAGUGUCACCAGUCGAGCACCUGCACCCUCAGGAUCAUAGCUGCUGGCCACUGUGCUGCUCGAACUCUUCAAGGUCAUCAACUGUUUCCACUUCUCAUUCUGUCCCUGUGAUGUCCAGAGCAACUCUGAUCCUCCCACACCAUGACCUAUGCUCAGCAUGCUGGCUGCCUCUGAGGAGAUAUGUCCUGGUUAUGUCCUCAGCUCCAAUUUGAAUCUUCUGGCAACUCCGCAGCAGAGUUCAUGAGAUCCCUUCUCUCUGUGGCUAGCCACAUCGUUGUAAAAGAACCUGGACAUGGACAGCCUCUCUGACUGUUACCAGUGCUCCCAGUCUGUAUCAGCUCAGAGUGGAAUCUGCUUUGAACUGUAGCUGAGGAUGGGCUGAGAGCUGGGCCUUGAGGUGCUGAGCCUCUGCUCACUACACAGCAGUAGGAUGCAAGUACUGAAUCCUCCUCCCCUUCUUGCUACAGUGACUGCUGUAGGUCCCACAUACAGUGACCCAGUCAGAGAGAGCAGCUGCAGCACCAUCAAGCAAACUGGCAGCCCAAUAAAAGCAGCUUGACCCGUG
This is a messenger RNA of Apus apus (common swift), 5832 nucleotides long. RefSeq names its product cilia and flagella associated protein 65 (gene CFAP65). The coding region runs from base 1 to 5307 and encodes 1768 amino acids. The transcript is spliced from 32 exons. Lineage: Eukaryota; Metazoa; Chordata; Aves; Apodiformes; Apodidae. The record is from RefSeq and is a predicted model, not a curated record.